This is a messenger RNA of Meriones unguiculatus (Mongolian gerbil), 3709 nucleotides long. RefSeq names its product glial cell derived neurotrophic factor (gene Gdnf). The transcript is spliced from 3 exons. Gene Ontology annotation, biological process: negative regulation of neuron apoptotic process; peripheral nervous system development; positive regulation of branching involved in ureteric bud morphogenesis. The coding region runs from base 460 to 1095 and encodes 211 amino acids. Gene Ontology annotation, molecular function: receptor tyrosine kinase binding; glial cell-derived neurotrophic factor receptor binding; growth factor activity. Lineage: Eukaryota; Metazoa; Chordata; Mammalia; Rodentia; Muridae. The record is from RefSeq and is a predicted model, not a curated record.
CGUGCUGCCUCGCUCCGCUCUCCAGGCAAGACCUCGGCAUCACCAGACAGGCCCGCCUCCCGCUCGCCGCCACCGCGCCCCGAGGAGGCGCAGAGGGAGGCGACCGCCCCUGAGCCCCCCGCGCGCAGCCCUGCCACCCCACAGCCGAGUCCGGGGCGGCUGCGCAGACUUAGACUCCGUGGGGUCCGGGAGGCCGGUGCGGGGGUGUCGGCAGCCUUCGCCCUCCUCGCGGCGGCGGCGGCGGCUGGCACGGUGGCCGCCGCCUCCCGCGCGUCCUCGCUGCCCGGCGCGACCCCUGGAUUGCGUGCCCUCGCUCCCGACCCUCCGGGCGGGCCCCCGCGCUCCUGCCCGCCGUCUGGAUGGGUCUCCUGGCUGGGAUUCGGGCCACUUGGAGUUAAUGUCCAACGGGGGGUCUACGGAGACCGGAUCCGAGGUGCCGCUGCCGGACGGGACUCUAAGAUGAAGUUAUGGGAUGUCGUGGCUGUCUGCCUGGUGUUGCUCCACACCGCGUCCGCCUUCCCGCUGCCCGCUGGUAAGAGGCUUCCCGAGGUGCCCGCCGAAGACCGCUCCCUCGGCCGCCGCCGCGCGCCCUUCGCGCUGACCAGUGACUCCAAUAUGCCUGAAGAUUAUCCUGACCAGUUUGAUGAUGUCAUGGAUUUUAUUCAAGCCACCAUUAAGAGACUGAAAAGGUCACCAGAUAAACAAGUGGCAGCGCUUCCUCGGAGAGAGCGGAAUCGGCAGGCCGCGGCUGCCAGCCCGGAGAAUUCCAGAGGGAAAGGUCGCAGAGGCCAGAGGGGCAAGAACCGGGGGUGCGUCUUAACGGCAAUACACUUAAAUGUCACUGACUUGGGUUUGGGCUACGAAACCAAGGAGGAACUGAUCUUCCGGUAUUGCAGCGGCUCCUGCGACGCGGCCGAGACGAUGUAUGACAAAAUACUAAAAAACUUAUCUCGAAGUAGAAGACUAGCAAGUGAUAGAGUAGGCCAGGCAUGCUGUCGACCGGUCGCCUUCGACGGCGACCUGUCCUUCUUAGACGACAACCUGGUUUACCAUAUCCUAAGAAAGCAUUCCGCUAAACGGUGUGCGUGUGUCUGACUCCGGCUCCAGAGACUGCUGUGUGUUGCAUUCCCGCUACAGUGCGAAGAAAGGGACCAAGGUUCCCAGAAAAUGUUUGCCCAGAACGGAAGAUAAGGACCAAGAAGGCGGAGGGAGGCGGAGGAAGAGGAAGAGGAGGGGGAGAAGGAGGAAGGCAGCCAUCGUGGGAGCCUGGUGGAAGAAGGCCCAGCUCCAGAAGACCGGAUCGGAGUGAGAACAGCCGUCUGAGCACUCCAGCAAGGCAGCUGAUGGUCACCGGAAGCCCAGGGCCGGUGUCCCUGCCUAGCUGUCGCCAGCGUUGAUCCGCCACAGUCCAAGGUCAUCGAUCGCCGCCGGGUCGCGCGGAUGCACGCCAAGAACCAAGCCAGUGUGUCUCCUGUGGUUCGUGUCCACAUGUCUGCAGACACCAGGGAGAUGGGAUGAUUCUGGUGUCACCUCUUGUCGCUACAUUUUACUGCUGAAAAUAAGAGAGGCGUAUUUUCCUGUCACUCAACGGAUUCACACCCUGGAGAGGAGGGGGGGGAACAGAAGCCGAGACGUAAAGGAGAGGAUAGCCUUUGAAUCUGAAAACCGAGGCCUGAGGUUUACUACAGUCAGCAUUUCGGGGGAUGCUUGGUGGUUGAUUUUGAACGCAGUGUGUCGGGGAGGGAGAAGUUGGCUAGGAACCCAAAAGGCUGUCCUCGUGCUUAGAAGCCAACCCGGAGGCAUUUGCUUCAUGCCCUCUGAAACAGGAAGUGAAUUGUGGUUUUCGGCAGCGUUCUCGUAGGAGAGCUAGUGGGGAAGGUCCCAGCUGCCCCGCCAGGGAGCGCCGGGGCCUAUCGGUUUACAGAGACGGAUGUUACAUACACAGCUCCGUUUAUGCGUGGUCACCAGUGACCAGAAGCUCCUCGAUGCAAUGCAUCUGUUUCAAAUACAGAGGUAUAGAGAAGAUAUUUAUUGAGAUUUAAGUUAUUGUUAUUUAUUACCAUUCACUAAUGAAUUUCUCUUUUCUUCCCUUAUUUAUUAAAGUCUCUUUUCAAAGGUGCCAAAGUAUAUGUGCUCACAAAAUACAAAGAAAGGUGACAAAGGAAAUAUUGAGAACAAGGGUCCAUGCUCUUCAAAGUAUUAAGAGGGUUUUUUGCUAGGCAAAAAUCACUUACUGUACCUUCAGUCCUUCACUAACUAUCUUCGUGCCCCAGAUUUCAGCAUUUCCCCCUCUUCUUGUGGACAGGGUGUCCCGUAGUCUAGGCUGAUCAGGAUCAGCCUAGACUUACCCUUGGCCUUCUGAUCCUCUGGCUUCCUGUGGUGUUGGUAUCACUGACAUCACACCACAUCCGCACACUAGGAUGGAAUUCAGGGCCUCAUCCAUGCUAGGCAGCUGUAGCUACACCCCUCCACACCUACUUUUUACCCGUUAAAGGAAGGGGCAUCUCAGCCCCGCCCCCUCACUGGGAGUACCAGCCCACUGCCUCCUGUUUCUGACUCAUCAUAUCCAGUGCUGAGAGAGGCCCUGGGUGCCACUGUCCCACACAUACAAUAUCAUAACCACAUAGACAGAAGGCUGAAGCCCUUCUUGGUAGCCCUGGACUUACCGUCACUUAAAAGUGAAAUGAAGGGCCCUGCCAGAUUGCCAAGGUUUGGUUCCACCUGGUGGCACCUCUUCCUCCAUGCUUGCCCCCUGCUUCUUCCCUGAGGUCACAAAGGCAGGAGCACAGGGCAAAACUUGCAGGGAGAGGCAGUCUGCCCUGUCCUUUGCUAGGGCUCAACUCACUCCUGGGCUCAGCAUUUGCUAUCCCUUCCAACCCAGUGGGUUCUAGGGAGAAAGAUAGAUAGGAAGAGACACCUGACUGGUCACAGGACAUAUAAGAGCCCCCAUCAUUGUUCAGAGGGGAGGAAGUAGUGGGUAGAAAUGGUACCUCCCACUGCCCCCAUAGUGUAUCUGUCUGGCAGCUGACUUUAUGGUACAUGCCUUCAGUCGUAUGUUAGAGCUUGUUACACAUUUCAUAAAUUGAAUUUUUAUGCAGAAAUUAAUUUAUCACAACCUUUGUGGCUGCAGCCCCCCCCCAAAAGUAGGACAGAUAGAUCUAAAAUAAUUAAUGACUAAUUGGCCUGUCUCAGUUAAUCAUGUCAAAUUUUCAAAGUAACCAAGAGGUAAAAAGGUACUAGAUAGCCCCUCCCCCUCCUGUGGCCCUAAAGACCCAAGUUACAUGGUUCCAGGCCCUCUGCAGGACUGGGAAGUAAAGGUAAGCGAUUCUCUCUCACCCUCUCUUGCUCAAAAUGUUGACAACCUUAGCUGCCCGGCACAAUUCAGGUGUAGUUCUGGAUCCUCUGUUCAAUUCGGAGAAUCCUGGCAGGUGUGGUAGCUGAUGUUCCCAGGUCCAGACACAGCUUCCUGCUCUCAGGGGGCAGGGAAGGGCAGGGAGGAGGGUGUCCCCUGUGUGCUCAGUAUCAUCUGUACGCCACCAAGUCCACACAAGGGUAAAGUUUGUGAGGUUUUUUUCCUUUAUUGUUGUGAUCAGCAUUUGAAGCAGUAAGGAGCACGCUUCUUUGGAAGUUCUGACCUCUCUGAUCUGUCUCGGUCGUUUGUGUUAUACAACCAAAGUUCUCUACAGACUUUAUUUUUGUACAAUAUCAU